Messenger RNA from Spirodela intermedia, 578 nucleotides. The record is from the annotation of a GenBank genome assembly. NCBI's taxonomy places the organism in Eukaryota, Viridiplantae, Streptophyta, Magnoliopsida, Alismatales, Araceae.
AUGACCAGUGGGAGCAUCAGCAGGUCGUUGGUGAGCUCCAGGAGGAUGACGCAGACAGAGACAGUCAUCCUCAUCGUGCCGCCGAGGAAGGAGGCGGCGCCGAGGAGGGCGAAGAGGCCCGCGUCGAGGUCGGAGACGGAGCCGAGGAGGGUGCCGAAGAUGCGGCCGUAGGAGGCGCCAGCGAGGAUCACGGGGAUGAAGAGCCCGGAUGGGACGGCGAUGCCGUAGGUGAACAGGCCGAGGAGGUAGACGGCGGUGAAGAAGAUGAGCAGCGUGGAGAUGCGGAACUCGUUGUCGGUGUUGCCGCUGAAGAGGUUGCGGAUAGCGUCGUCGUUGGUGUUGAGGAACAGGGAGGCCAGGUCGUUGUAGUGGCCGGGGGGGCACUGGAAGUUCUUGAAGUUGCCGGAGCGGCCGAUGGUCGGGCACUGCUCCUUCAGCCCCGCCGGGCACGGCGUGCACCGCGCGAACCACGGCAGGCCGUACGCGCAGAACGAGGUCACCAGCGAUAUACCCAUCGUCAGCAGAAUCUUGAACGGCGCUCCCUUCCUGAAAAAAUCAUUUCCCUCUCUCUCUAUUAG